Molecule: messenger RNA, 1758 nt
Organism: Aureobasidium melanogenum CBS 110374
Lineage: Eukaryota; Fungi; Ascomycota; Dothideomycetes; Dothideales; Saccotheciaceae
Product: putative multicopper oxidase
Exons: 6
Coding region: 1-1758 (585 amino acids)
Molecular function (GO): oxidoreductase activity; copper ion binding
Source: RefSeq, a predicted model, not a curated record
AUGCAAUCAUUGCAGAACGCUCUAGGUGCGAAUAUGCAAGACGGCAACUCUUCUCUUGGAAGCUUCGAUGCACCUACUCUGCCUCCCUUCCUUACUAAUGGCGGCACGCCUCUUCCAUUCGGGUUUCCCUGGGGACAAUCAACCGCCAAUAAUACCAACUAUUACAACACGACCCCCAACACUGGUGUCACUCGUUACUACGAUUUCGAGAUCUCCGCUGGACGGAUUGCACCUGAUGGUGUUUUCAAGGAUGGUAUUCUUAUUAAUGGCCAGUUCCCUGGUCCCACUAUUGAAGCCAACUGGGGUGACAUGAUUUCGGUCACUGUCACGAAUUCUCUGGACGAAGGAACUUCUUUGCACUGGCAUGCAGGCUUGUUGCAAAAAGCCACUCCAUGGUACGAUGGUGUGCCUUCUAUCAUGCAAUGUCCGAUUGCUCCCGGCAAGUCGUUCACAUACGUCUUCCAAGCUGAUCUAUACGGCACAAGCUGGUACCACAGCCACUUUAGCGCACAGUAUGCAGGCGGCGCAGCUGGUGCCAUGGUCAUCUAUGGUCCUAAGAACGUCGACUACGACAUCGACCUCGGACCUGUCAUCUUAAGCGACUGGUACCACGAAGACUACUACACUCUCGUUGAACAAACCAUGUCAAAAGCAUCCGACAAGACUCCUCAACCCGCUUCCAACAACAACUUGAUCAACGGCAAGAUGAACUUCCCCUGCUAUGAAGGCGUCAACUGCACCGCCAAUGCUGGUGUCUCCAAGUUCCCUCUCACCUCUGGCAAGAAGCAUAGAUUGCGAUUGAUCAAUAUGAGCGCUGAAGCUAUGCAAAAGUUUUCGAUUGACGGACACAAGAUGACCGUGAUCGCAAAUGACUUUGUUCCUGUUGAGCCUUAUGAGGUCUCUGUGGUCACUCUUGGAGUUGGUCAACGUACCGACAUCAUCGUCGAAGCUGACGGCGAUCCAACGGACAGCGUCUGGAUGCGCUCAAACAUCAAAUAUUGUUCAUUGACUGACGGCACUGUCGACGAAGCUGUUGCCGCUAUUUACUACGAGCAGGCUGACAACACUACAAUUCCCACGUCUAAAUCCUCAGUCACUACUACCCAACUUUCCUACUGUAACAACGACGAUCUCUCGGUCACCAAGCCUUUCUUCCCCAUCACACCCGACCCCAACCCCUCCACCACCGAAGACUUGGUCAUCGAGUACCGCACCAACGAGACCGACUUUAAUCUCUGGUUCGUCAACAACGUCAGUUUCAGAGGUGACUACAACAACCCCAUCCUCCUGGAAGCCAAACUAGGCAACCUCGACUUCCCCGAAGAAAACCAUGUCAUGAACUUUGGUUCCAACAAAACCGUUCGUCUCGUGGUGUACAAUUACUUUUCAUUCAGUGGCCAUCCAAUGCACAUGCACGGGCACAAUAUCUACGUCCUAGCAGAAGGUUUUGGCGAAUGGGACAACAAGGUUACAAAUCCCUCCAACCCGCAACGCCGCGACACCGUCUGGGUACAAGCCGCAAAAGACAAAGACACACCGGCGUACGUUGUUCUGCAAAUCGAUCAAGACAACCCAGGUGUUUGGCCUUUCCAUUGCCAUAUCGCUUGGCAUGUGUCUGCAGGCUUGUAUGUUAGUAUUCUCGAGAGGCCUGACGAUAUUAAGAAUAUGAAUGUCCCGGGAGUUAUGGCGCAGAGUUGUAGGGAUUGGAGUGUUUUUACUGGGCAGGCUAUUGUGGAUCAGAUUGAUUCGGGGUUGUAG